GAACCAAUCGCAUUGAAGCAUUUGAACGGAUCCGAGUUCAGAGUUCAUAAUUGCUUCCUGCAACCAACAACGGCGUGGAAUCGUCGUUGAAGCUCAUACAGAAUCAAAAUGAGUUUACCGUUGAAUCCCAAACCGUUCCUGAAUGGUCUGACUGGCAAACCCGUAAUGGUGAAGCUGAAGUGGGGUAUGGAAUACAAAGGUUACCUGGUGUCCGUGGACAGCUACAUGAACAUGCAGUUGGCCAACACUGAAGAGUAUGUGGAUGGAGCAUUGGCUGGUCAUCUGGGAGAAGUGCUUGUCAGAUGCAACAAUGUGUUGUUCAUAAGAGGAGUGGAGGAAGAGGAGGAGGAUGGUGAAAUGAAAGAUGCUUGAACAGUGCAUGCUUUCUUUAUAUGCUUGUUUUGAUGUCUGCUUGCAAAUGUUGUUCAACGAAUUAGCCCAAUGUUUUUUGUUUUGUAUUUUUAGCUUGUGAAAAAACUGUCUCACUUGAAAGUAUCUUGCGAAACAGUAAUGUCCUUUUUAUAUGAACCAAGCUGUUGUGCCCUAGUGAGCACAAGGAUAAUAAAAUUGUGCAUAUUGCACUUUUCAGGAA
This is a messenger RNA of Esox lucius (northern pike), 592 nucleotides long. Its product is annotated as small nuclear ribonucleoprotein F. Bases 109 to 372 code for a protein of 87 amino acids. NCBI's taxonomy places the organism in Eukaryota, Metazoa, Chordata, Actinopteri, Esociformes, Esocidae. The transcript has 4 exons. Gene Ontology annotation, biological process: mRNA splicing, via spliceosome; spliceosomal snRNP assembly. Gene Ontology annotation, molecular function: RNA binding. Gene Ontology annotation, cellular component: U1 snRNP; catalytic step 2 spliceosome. The record is from RefSeq and is a predicted model, not a curated record.